CUAUACACGCGCCGUGUCCGACGUUCGGGACUAUUUUUUUUCACCAGUAAACGUUUGGACGUCAAUCACGCAAGUUUGCGCGCUCGUUACCAAUCAGAAAGUUGAUCGAUAGUAUUUUUUUUGUUUGUAUCGUGGUUAUCAUAAUAAUAUAAUAACAAUAACAAUACCAAAGUGCACUACAGCAAAACAUAAUCAAUUUAUACAAUACAAUUGUAUAAAUAUUGAAACUAUCGCUCUAUAAAUAUAUUAUAGAUCUAGAGAAAUGUCUCAUACGGUGACAGUUACCCGGACCACAACAUCUACAACAUCUGCUAUAAUCCUAAACACUGGUUAUGUGAAAUCGGUGCCUGGGUUAUUAAAGUUAGCCGAAGUUAUUUUAGGAGGCAUUGUUUUGGGUCUGUUGAUUUAUAACAGAGAUAACUUAUGUCAUUGCUGGGUGUAUGGCACGCACAACGCACAACUUUUUUUUUUGGGCACAGUUAGUGCGUUUUUCUUAACGAGUCUUCUGUUGUUGAUUUCUUGUCUGCUAUCCAUUUCCACAGGGCCUAUCAUAUCUAAAACUAAUUUUGAGUUUAUAUAUCAUGGAGCUGGAUUUGUAUUUUUGUUGGUGGCAUCUGUAUUCCUAUUGCUCGAUGCAAAUGAUAAUAGUGGUCGUAACCCACAAAAUCACUUCGUAAUUGCAUCAAUUCUGGGAUUGAUAAUGGCUGCGUUUUACCUGCUAAGUUCAAUCUGGGGUUAUAGGUCAUACAGAGGCCCAUGAACAUUCUGUCAAUUAUAAUAUUUUACAUAAGGAGUAUAACCACAUAGACAAACAAAAUGGACGACUAGCAAAAAGUGCACAGAUUAAUUAAAUUAUAAGUCCGCUUAAGUACAUAAUUUAUUGUAUAAAUUAUUAUUAUAAAGCAUUAUCAUGAUGGCCAAUUUUUAUGGUUUAUCAAACACUUUCUACCGUCAUGUCCUCAGAACUUAUACAUUAACUUUGUUAAAUAUGCUUAUGACUUAUACUAUACCAAAUGUGUUUGUGUUAUUUUUAAGUAAAUUAAGACAUAAUAAAACCUAUUGCUAUAUCUGUACUCGUGUUUACCGAAAAAUUAAGCAUCUUAAGUUUAUUUUAAUUGCAUUAUUCAAAUCAUUAUACAUUUUAAGUGAUAA
Diuraphis noxia (Russian wheat aphid) is the source of this 1152-nucleotide messenger RNA. RefSeq lists its product as uncharacterized. Gene Ontology annotation, cellular component: membrane. Lineage: Eukaryota; Metazoa; Arthropoda; Insecta; Hemiptera; Aphididae. The record is from RefSeq and is a predicted model, not a curated record.